CCUUUGAUGCACAUUUCCCAGUUACGUCAGUUUUUCCCGAAGGCUAUCCUGGCUGGAGAGCGUUUUCGGCCUAGGGACUGCCAAAACAAAACCAAAUAAAUAAAACCACUGGCAAGUGUCCAACCUCUUGCCUGGAGAUAAGCACCAGCUCUUGGGACAACAGCGGCUGGACGCCCUGCGCUCCGCGCCGCAGCGCGCCUGCGUAUCGGAGCCCCUUUGUUGCUCGGGCGCCGGGGUCGGGCUGCGCCUGCGUACUGAACCCGCACGAACAAGUGCGCUACGCCGAGGGCACCGGCUGAGGGCGAGCAGACCUCGAGCAGCAGCCGGCGCCGUGGCCGUUGCUACCAUCACAGUACAGUUGGGGUCUCAGGCCCAGGAGGCGGUGACAGAGGAUGUCGUCCACCGCGGCUUUUUGCCUCCUCUCUACUCUGGGGGGGUAUUUGGUCACCUCGUUCUUGUUGCUCAAAUACCCAGCGUUGCUGCACCAGAGAAAGAAACAGCGAUUCCUCAGUAGGCACAUCUCUCACCGCGGAGGUGCUGGAGAAAACCUGGAGAACACCAUGACAGCCUUCCAGCACGCAGUUACCAUUGGGACGGACAUGUUAGAACUAGACUGCCAUAUCACAAAAGAUGAGCAAGUUGUAGUGUCACACGAUGCCAAUCUGAAGAGGUCAACUGGGGUCAAUGUAAACGUCGCUGAUCUCAAAUAUUGUGAGCUCCCACCUUACCUUUGCAAACUGGAUGUCCCAUUUCAGAGAGCAAGCAAGUGUGAAGGAAAAGAUACCCGAAUCCCCUUGCUGAAGGAAGUAUUUGAGGCCUUUCCAGAGACCCCCAUUAACAUCGACAUCAAAGUGAACAACGAUGUGCUGAUUAAGAAGGUCUCCGAACUGGUGAAGCAAUAUAAACGAGAACACCUGACGGUAUGGGGCAACGCCAACUCUGAGAUUGUAGACAAGUGUUACAAAGAGAACUCAGAUAUUCCUAUACUCUUCAGCCUACAGCGGGUUCUGCUCAUCCUCGGCCUGUUCUUCACCGGUCUCUUGCCCUUUGUGCCCAUUCGAGAGCAGUUCUUUGAAAUCCCAAUGCCCUCUAUCAUACUGAAGCUAAAAGACCCGCACACUGUAUCCAAAGGUCAUAAGUUUCUCAUCUGGCUUUCUGAUACCUUAUUAAUGCGGAAAGCUUUAUUUGACCACCUUACCGCCCGGGGCAUUCAAGUAUACGUUUGGGUUUUAAAUGAGGAACAUGAGUACAAAAGAGCCUUUGAUUUGGGAGCAACUGGAGUGAUGACGGACUACCCAACAAAGCUUAAAGAUUUCUUAAACAAUUUUUCAGCAUAAAGAAAAAAAAAGUAACUCCUAAUCAUUCAAAGGAGUCAUAACCAGAAAAGAUGUGAGGAGAGAGAGCUGUGUUAACCAUAGUUUCCCUGGGAUUGCCAGGAUGAUAAAAGGUUUAAUCACUUAAGUUUUAAUACCUCAUUUUUUUUUUUAAGUCUGUAUGGGACUGUAGAAACGUCCCUAUCUUGUAUAUUUUUUUUUCACCAAUAUUGCAUAUUUUACAUUGGUAACUUGUUUGAAGGUAACCGGCACAGAAAUGUAGAUCAUUGAUCAAGAUGUCUGCAUAUGAUGCAGUAUUCUACUAUUAUAAAUCUGAAAUCAAAGACUAGAGGCAAACUGGGUGUUAGCCUUCACUGAAACAGGAUCAACCGUAGUGAAAGGAGAUUCCUGAGCAGGGCAUGGUGACAUGAGCCUGCAGUCCCAGCACACAGGAGGCUGAGGCAAGAGGAUCGGGGUUUGAGGCCAUCUUGGGCUACAGAAGUGAAAUCCUGUCUUUAAUUUUUUUUUUUUUAGUAAAAAAGCAGAAAAUUGUUGAAGGCCAUUACAGCCAUUUUGAAUUCUCUCCUAUGUCUAGGUGCAUUUUAGCUAAGGGAAUAUACAGGGGAAGAGGAACCUGAAUGUAGAUGCUAGGCAGGGUGUGUGCUGUUCACAGAGGGCAGAGUCAAGCCAAUAACAGUUUGUUAUUACUCAGAAAUCCAGUCUGUGGGCUGAGACAGACCCUGGGUUAUGGUUGUUAAUGGGGACAUUCCGUGUGGAGUCUUUUUUUUUUUUUUUCAUGUGUGUGACAUGCUGUCAUGCCUAUUUUUUUCUUACGUCUUUAAAAAUAGACAUUAUAAUUAUAAAAUGAGACAAGGUCCAAUUAGUCAUGCUUUUAUGUUUCCUCAAGAACUACUCAAUUCUUGCUGGGCGGUGGUGGCACACGCCUAUAAUCCCAGGACUUGGGAGGCAGAGGCAGGCGGAUUUCUGAGUUCGAGGCCAGCCUGGUCUACAGAGUGAGUUCCAGGACAGCCAGGGCUACACAGAGAAACCCUAUCUUGAAAAACAAAAAACAAAACAAAAACAAAAACAAAAAAAACUACUCAAUUCUCAUCUUUGGGCUUGACUAGGCUGAACCUGGGUCUGGAUUGUCAGUGACGUGGCAGCCCUAUAGUGAUUGGCUGGUGGGAGCACAACACUGUUGUGGGCAUGCUUAGUGUGAGCCACCUGCUCCUGGUCUCCUCAGAGGAGAGCUCACUCCUCUGAGGCUCAGACACAGCCGGAGUUACCCAGCAUUAUACACCACUUCCUCUGCCUUCUGAUGUGACUUCAUGCAGAUCUGUCUCUGGCCUUUUUGACGAAUUUUCAUGUCAGAUUGGGAGAUAAAUUCAGUAUAGAGUACUAGAUGUCUUUUGCCUAAAUUAUGUCUCUGCUGUGGGACCUGCCACGUGCAGCCAUGGAGGACAGCCUCAUCCUCCCUUCUGUUGCUUUGUGGUCUAAAUUGUAAUAAAGUUUUCCAAGAAUAAAA
Messenger RNA from Mastomys coucha (southern multimammate mouse), 2838 nucleotides. It is a transcript of the gene Gdpd1, whose product is annotated as glycerophosphodiester phosphodiesterase domain containing 1. The transcript is spliced from 10 exons. Bases 393 to 1337 code for a protein of 314 amino acids. Gene Ontology annotation, molecular function: phosphoric diester hydrolase activity; phosphatidylcholine lysophospholipase A1 activity. Gene Ontology annotation, cellular component: endoplasmic reticulum membrane. The record is from RefSeq and is a predicted model, not a curated record. Gene Ontology annotation, biological process: N-acylethanolamine metabolic process; glycerophospholipid catabolic process. Lineage: Eukaryota; Metazoa; Chordata; Mammalia; Rodentia; Muridae.